Molecule: messenger RNA, 9010 nt
Organism: Homo sapiens (human)
Lineage: Eukaryota; Metazoa; Chordata; Mammalia; Primates; Hominidae
Exons: 3
Coding region: 4402-5322 (306 amino acids)
Source: RefSeq, a predicted model, not a curated record
AGUAUAGCCGAGGGACAGAAUGUCUCAGUAAGACGGGCUCGGAGGGGAAGUGUUUUGGAAAGGCCUCUGCUUGCUCUGGGAGGCGUUCAGGAUGCUGAGGUUUUGGAAAUCUAUGGCGGCUCUUCACAACUGCUCCCAGCUUUGGGAGGAGGAAUAGACGGGUGCUCGUUUCCUCGGGUUCAGUGGCAAAGGUGAAGACCAGCACUGCCGACCUGGGACCUGGGCCUCUCCCGGGCCUGGGGAGGACACUGGACUUUGAAGGGGAAUGCAGCCUAGAAGGCCUGGACCCUGGAGUCAGGAGAUGCUGCUCCCAUCCAGUAAGCCCUGGCUGGAGCUCUUCUGGGCACCAACCCUGGCAUAAAACCAGUGGGGCCUCUGGGCCUGCACUCAACAGUGCCUCUGAUGGAGCAGGUUCAGCUUGGUUGUGACCUCUGCUAGAAGCCCUCCCUGGCCUCCCUGUGCACUGAGCUGGUGGUUCCUCCUUUGCGCCCCAGUGCAUUUCCCACUCUUCUCAGCUUGGAUGGUCUGCAAAUUCUACCAGCCACAUAUCCACCCAAGUUCCUGAUAAACAUGUCGAAGGGGCCAGGACCAAAGCUGUGUAAGAAGCUCUCGCCACACCACCACAGGCAGGCCUCAAGGCCCAGCGCCUGAGGAGUCACAAAGCCUGCAACCUGAACUGCUUCACCCUCCAGGCCUGCAUGGCAGAGGACGCUAUGAAAGGCUUGCUGGAAUCCAGCCACGGGAGCCUGGCCAUUCUAGUGUCCUCCCUCAGCCCAUCAGCCGGACACGGAGGCUACCUGGAUCAGAUGCUGAACUCCUUCAUGGCUUACUGCAUUUUGGAUGGACAAACCCAUCUUUUCUCAGUGCAUGUCCAGAACUGUGGUAUCAAGUUCACAGAUAGGUAGAGCAGGUUUCUCUCCGUGCCCCUUCCUGAGACUCAGGCCUCCUUGGUGACUAUGCUGCAGUUUGGCAAUCUCUAGGCCAGGAGACCUAUGUAUGUAUAUACCUGUGACCCAGAAGAUAGGGUGGAGGUAGGCAAGGAGUAGGCAAGGGGUGGAGAGUUGGGGAGAGGCGAGACUCGUGGGAAUUUGGUUUUCCUUAAGGCUGGAGUUUGGAAUAAGUGGUCAAUGUAACUGGCCGUAAGCCUUGGAAUGAAACUCCUCCUUUCCCACUGGCAGAAAGGGCUGAGCCGCCGCCUUGCACAUCCCAGGCUGGAACUUGAGCCGCGCAGCUGGCUGUGUGCAAAGUGGGGAAAGAGGGGAAGAGGGGACUCUAACAAAAAUGUUCUGGGCCUGGCUGGGAAUGCUGAGCACAGAAAUUUGAUCGGGGACUGAAACAACUCCAAAUGUUUCCCACAUUUCUUGGAAAUGGAGGCAUUCUCACCAGAACCUGGGUUUUCUUUUGAAUAACACUUCCCCCUAAACCUGUCCCCCACCCUGAGAGGGUGGGAGUUGGGACGGGAAGCAAGCAUUUACCAUGCCAUCAGCGAUCCUGGGCUGUUUGUCUCUGAAAUUACCAUCAGCCAUUAGAAGGGAAAAGUGGGGAGGCUUUGCAGAAGAGGUGCAAGAACCACCCAGCAACCCCAACUCGCUCCGCUGGGCUGCUGAGGUCCAGAGAUUUAUGUUCCUCCCUCUGCCCUGGUUCUAAAGCUCCUCCUCUGAGUUCAAGCUGAGUGGAGCUGCCUCCUGCCCUCCAAGGGCAGCUGUCCUGCAGCUCGCCCCUCCCUUUCUCUAGCUGUCCACCCCUUUGGCCUCUGCUCCCUGACUCCUGCUCUUUCAGGGGCCAUGGGAGAGAGAGGCCUGACCCCUGGAUUUUCACUGCCACCUCUUAGCCAUUAGCCUGGCGCCUGAGGCCCUCGUCACACCCCAGGCUAUGCUUGGGGCUGGGAGCCCUUUGCUGCCCACGCCUGCCCCUCUCAGGAGCUGGAAGAAGCCGCUGCUAUGAUAGAAGUUUCCAUCAGAAAAAGGAGAGGAAGUGAAGGUUGCAGAAGGAGGAGAAAACAAAAGCUGUGUCAGUCUUUGCCCAUGUCCAGAUCUGGAGCCGGACAAUCGCCCCUCGGGGGCUCGGCUUUGAGCCACAGCUGUGUCUGCCCUGUGGAAGGAGGAGCAGCCUCCCCCCACCUCUGGUUUUCCAUGAGGUGGAAAUGGGGCACCUAAGGAGAGGCACGAGCAGUAACAGAACCCUCUUCAUACAUAUUAUGCCCCCCAAGAAAGCGCGGGGCCUGGGUUCAGGUCCACUUUGUCAUGAGCUGACUCUAGGGGACAGGCCCCCACCCGGGCUUCUCUCUCUUGUGGAUGUGGACUGUAUGGGUACACAGGGUUGUGCCAGAGGUUCCAGAUGCUGCAGGACAAGCAUGGCUCAUCCUGGAGAGCAUCAGGUUUGCCAGACUGUAGGAAGAAAAGCACCAUCAUUUUUAUAUUGAAGUAGCCAUGUGUAUAUUAUGAAGGAAGAUGCAAAACACAUAUCAAUUUUUAAGAAAACACCACUUUUCCAACAAAUCACACCAUUGGAGCCCCUUGAAGCUACUCCCUCGGAUGCUCACUCUCCACUCCCUUCAAAUACACCAGCCCUCUGUGCCUCAGUUUCUUCGGCCAAGAAGUGGGGUAGUGUUAACCCCACGUAUGAGGAAAGGCUGGUGGGGCUGGGUGGAGGUGGGGUGGGACGGAGCUGGGCGGAAGCAGGCCUUUCCUCCUCCUGGGCCUGCAGCUUGCAAACUCCAGUGCUGUGUCCCCAGAGGAAACCUUCAUUGAAUGGGUCACUGGGCUUCCCCCAGCUGAGCUGGGUGUGACGAUCUCCAGCUCUUGGCCAUGUGCCUGGUCACCCAGAUCCCAGUGGCCUGGAGACUUCCUGCCUGAGCCUCUUUGGGCUGAGGCUCCCAGGGCAGGUGCAGUGUCUCCAACAGGGGACAGCCCUGAGGCAGGGCACAGGUAUGUGGGCAGGGACUGGGCACCCCCAAGCACUCCUACCUGCUCCUUUCAUUCACUGGCCCUGGAGAAGCUGGGAGAAGAGGGUUUGAGGGGAGGGAACAGGGCAUUCCUUCUUCUGGAGGCUCAGAGCAUCAGGAAGAAGGUUGUGAGCUGCCAACCUGCUGCUGAAGCUGGCCCGUACCUAAGUUAGCCUGGCCCACAUCAGACUUUACAACUUGGAAAUCCCACCCAAAAGGAUGGAUUUCUUUUCUUUAUUUUUGACGGAGUCUGACUCUGUCACCCAGGCUGGAGUGCAGUGGCGCAAUCUUGGCUCUUGCAACCUCCACCUCCCGGGUUCAAGCAAUUCUCCUGCCUCAGCCUCCCGAGUAGCUGGGACUACAGAUACACACCACCAUGCCCGGCUAAUUUUUGUAUUUUUAGUAGAGAUGGGGUUUCACCUUGUUGGCCAGGUUGGUCUUGCACUCCUGACCUCAGGUAAUCCACCCACCUUGGCCUCCCAAAGUGCUGGGAUUAGAAGGGUGAUUCACCGUGCCCAGCCUGGAAUUCGUAUUUCUCUUGAAAAGCUCAGGCCUGACCAUCUCGGCCCAUAUGGCACUCACAGGCCACAGUGUGCAGUGACUGUCCUGUCGACAGCAGGCUUUGCCACAGGCCCCACGGCCCCUAAUGCCCCACGCAAGGCACACCUGUCCACUUCUCCCAUGCCCAUCACCUGCCGGUGGUUGUGGGCUGGAGUGUGUGGUCUCUGACGACAUCUCCCGUGAGGAGAGACGUUUGGUCAGCUGGGGCAUGACCCCCACAGCCCAGAGAAUGCUCUUUGAAAGUCAGAGCCUUUCUGACCCUCAGGCAUGGCUGGUGAGAGCUGGGUGGCGGGGGAAGGCCCCAGUGCCUCCUCUUCCCACUCCCAUGGGGCACCGUCAGCCCUUCACAUUGCCCUGGGCUUUGGAGGGACCUGGGGCUGCAGGCAGAGAGCCCUGAGGGAGCUACAGUUCUGUUGGGGCUGCUGGAAAGAAACAUGUCCCAUCCCUUGAGCCCCUGACCCUAGUGACUGGCAUCCCCUACACUGCCCCAAGUGGGUGAGGUGUCAGCACUGACACCCGCCUCUGCAGAUCUCCCAGGCAGUUUCCCUGAAGGCUGGGAGCUCCCAAUUCCCAAACAUCCCCAGGCUGUGGGUGGCCAGGGGGUGAGGCCAGGGCUCUUUGUGUCUCUGCCUUUUCCAGACACUGCCAACCUUGUCAUUCAUUCAUCACAUAAUUGUUGGGUGCUUACUGUGUGCCAGCAAAGACGUGAGGCACCCCUUCUGACUGUGUGACCUCAGGCAAACCACAAUCCUUGCACCUCAGCUCUCUUAUCUGUAAAACUCGGAUAAACUCGGAUAUGACAGUAUCUGAUUUAGGAGGUAGUUAUGAGGAUUACAUGAGAUGAUGUAUGUCUCCCAGGCUGGGCGUGGAGCCGGUACACAGCAAGCGCUCAAUAAAUGUUGUCCAUGUCACAGGUACCAUUACUAGUAAGAACGGGCCAGCUUCCUGCCCCUUUGGUGUCUCUCCUUCUCUGGCCUCCAUUCUCGGCUUCUGUUCCUCUUCUCCCUCCCUGCUCUCCGCCAGAGGCCCUAAGUCUGCACCCUGAAGCGGGGCUGCGGCCUCCCUGGAGUCCCAGGCCCACGGGCGGCCCCCGCCGGCCCCCUCCAGGUGCACAGAGGCCCCAUUCUCCAGGCGCGCGUCCCCUCGCCCGCUCCUGGGGGACCCUGCCCGGUGACCUCGCGACCCCGCCGUUUGCGCGGACAAAGAGGGGCCUUUUGUUCUCUGGCCAGGCCUGCCCGGCCCGCGCAGCUCCCGCCCUAAUCCGGCUAAUUACGGUCCACACGGCGACCGGGGCGCGCGCUCGCCCACCACUUUCCCACGGCCGCGAAGAAAGCCCCUCAGUGCGCGCCGGGAACAGAGCGGCGAUUCAGCUGCGCCCUGCGCCGUGCUGCUGCCGUGGCCACCCUUCGCUGCGUCUUCUGCCGUUCCCUUGUCCUCUACCUCUGUCUGUCGGUCUCCGGGCCUUCCACCCGCCGGCUGUUUCUCUUUUGGUCUCCCUCUCUGUGUCUCCCCAUCUUUCUCCCUCUCUGUGUUUUUAUCUCUGUCUCUCCCCGGCGUUCUGUUAUCUGUCUGUCCCAUUCUCUCUGCCCCUCUGCCCCGAGGCCUUCUGCCUCUGUGUCUCUGUCCCCUGGGCCUCUCCCAUGGCGGGGGUUCAGCCUGCCCCUCACUGGCUCCACGUGGGGUCCCAGCUUAAGCUGAGCAUCAGCUUCCCCAGCCCAGCAGCCUCGGGCCUCCGUUCUCUCCCCGCUGGGGACCCCAGGGUCCUGGCCCCUUCUAAGGAAACCAAGGAAGCUCUGGGGCCGGGCCAUGCCUCCUAAAUGGUUUUGGGGAAAGCUCCAAAACAGAGAAGUGCCUCAAGAUGUCCGGUGCUGGCCCAGGUGUUGGGGGAGGGGGCGGGGAGGGCUCCUGCAGCAGCUCCUGCUGGUGUGCUGUGGCCAGGUCAGAAACGGGAGCCACUCUGAAGUAAUCUCAGCCUUGGGGACAGCCAAGGAGAGAGUCUGGUUUGUGCUUGACUAGUUCCAGACCAGCCACCAUAGAGUCCAGACAACUGCUUUUCUAGAAUUCACUGUGAAUAUGUGUCUAAAGGGUGCUGGACAGGCCACAGAAUGGGUCUUUUUGGCAGAAGAAAUUCAUUCAUUCAUUCAUUUUAGGGCCCAAGAAAUUCAUUCAUUCAUUCACUCAUUCGCUCAGCAAGUAUUUACAGAAUGUUUACUAUGUGCCAGAGAUUGUUCUAAGCAGCAAGGAGAAAGCCAUGAACAAAAUGAAGAUCGUUGUGCUGCAUUCUAGCAGGGAAGGCACAUGGGUGAAAGGUAAGAGAAGGAGAUUGACAGACGGUGGGAACGGCUAAGAAAAAACGCAAAACCGGGUGGAGGUCGGCCGGCGUGGUGGCUCACGCCUGUAAUCCCAGCAGUUUGGGAGGCCGAGGCAGGUGGAUCACCUGAGGUCAGGAGUUUGAGACCAGCCUGGCCAACAUGGUGAAACCCCAUCUCUACUAAAAAUGCAAAAAUUAGCUGGGCGUGGUGUUGCACGCUUGUAAUCCCAGCUACUUGGGAGGCUGAGGCAGGAGGAUGGCUUGAACCUGGGAAGCGGAGGUUGCAGUGAGCCAAGAUCAUGCCACCGCACUCCAGCCUGGGCAAUAGAGCGAGACUCUGUCUCAAAAAAGAAAAAAAAAAAAAAAAAGGAGGUGUCAGGAGCUGGAACGGGGUCAGAGGUGGCCUAUCUGGGUUGGUGACACUGGAGCAAGACCUGAGUAAUGUCAGGGUGUCCUCCCUCCAGGGCAGUGGCUGGGUCUGCAGGCAAGUUCCCACCAAAGCUGCCAGGUGGCUCUUCCUUCUGUCCUCAGGUCCCAGUCGCUGGGAGACGCCGAGACCCACUGAGGCCCGGUGGUGGCCCCCAGCUCACUGAGGGGCAAUGGCCGGGAAGAGGUUGGCUGAAAGACUUGUGCUGCAGGAAAACUCCUCCUGUCCCUCAUUUUGCUUCCCUUUUUCUCAUCACUGUCAGGGGUUUUCUGACAAUGAUGACCUUUGAGCCACAAAUAAACCACACAGCCACAUGGGAGGGGUCCUGACCAGGGCCUGGUGGUCUGUGUCCCAGGGAGAAGUACAGCCCUCCUGUCUGCAGAGAAAGUGAGGACUUCUUUACAUCAAGGUAAUUGAGGGAGAAGGAUUAGUGAGUUUUCUGAGCUCAUAAAUCACAAAACAACCCAGUGGUGUUGUGGGUGUCCAAAUCAGGGGGGCAAGAAAGACAGAAAAGGGCAAAAAAAAAACCACAAACAAAAACACUCUGGUGGGGUCAUGUUGGCUUUGGACAAAGCAAGAGAACCUGGGGCGUAGCCGAGGCGGGACUAAAGGAAACACCGUAAGACCCAGAGGUGCUGGGGCUGAGAUUUAGGGCACUGAGGGAGUUUGAGAGCCAGCCAGCGGGCGCCAUCACGAGUGUGUUGGGUAUACGUGGUUUGUGUGUGGCAUAUGGGAGGAUGGAGCAGGCCCGUGUGACCUUCCUCAACCUCUCCCGCCAGCUGGCUCCCCUGCCCUCAGUGCCCUACCUGGCAGAACCUGGUCCUGGCUGAACUACCACUGAGCUUAUGUGACCCCUCAUCCUGCCAAGCCAAGGUGGGGCUGGCCAGGUUUAUGGGCCCAGACACCUUCACACCUGGACCUUUUCCCCUUGGGACUUUGAGAAGCAGACAAGUGCCACAAUUCUGUGUGGGGCUAAAGGAAGAAAUCCCCAGCUAGGUCCGGGAGACGGUGUGUUCCUCAUGGCCCUGCCCCUCACUAACUGGGGGCCAUAAGCGCACCAUUUGCCCUCUCUGGGCCUCACUUUCCAUACUUGGAGAAUAGGAAUGGUACUAAUAAUCGUCCCUCUUCACAGGGUUACAGUAAGGAUAGAUGAGACUGAGAUGUAAAAUGUAUUCUGUCAGCCAGUGAUCACAUCUUGUUUGACCAAUACAUGUAAAAUUUUGACCUAUUACUCACACAUAUAAUCGAAACAAAAGUUUAUACUUAUCUGUUAUAUUCUGUUGAAUGCAUUGAUCUAGUCUAUCCUGUUCUGUUUCUUUCUAUUUUUUAAAAAAUCACAGAUCAUAAUGCACUGGGUCUUGAACUACAGUUUCAGAAACACUGUCAUAAACCAUGGAAGGGGAUAUAAAAGCAUUUGUGGUUUCAUCACCUAGAGAGCUUGCUGGAAGUGGGGCCUGGAGUAGCCUUGGGAGCUGCCACCCUAGGCACACCAAUGGUGACCCCAGUGCCACUCAUCACUGGCCUAUGUGGGCCUGCUCCUCUGUGGUGGACUUGAACCUUACUGCUCCAGCCAUCUCCCCUGCCUGCCUGUCAAGCCUCGCUGUUGACUGUAGUCAUCUUCAUGCCAAAGGCCAGACAUAGCCUGCGAGACUUGGAUGGGACCUCGAGGGUCAUCUCAUCUCUCACUUUAUAUAGGAGAAAACUGAGGCCCAGCCAAGGAAAGUGACUUAUUCAAGGCUGCCCAGUGAAUGGGUGGCAGAACCAGAACUAGAGUUCAGAUGUCCCUCUGUCAGCCCAAGGCUUGUUUUCAUUACGGCCUUGUUAUCUGCCUGAUUGCAAACCCAAUCCCCCCUUCUCUCUAUGUCUUGGGUUCGGGAACCACUCCUGGCCUGAGCAGAGCAGGAAUAAAGCAGCAGGGCCAGUCUAAAGUCUGCACAUACUAACCAUGUGGCCAAAGGCAGGCCUGUUAAUACUUCUAAGCCUCAGUCUCCUUCUCUAUAGAGUGGGAAUGAUGUUUUCUGCUCUUCCUAACACACAGGGUUGCUUUGUAAAUUAAAUGAGAUAAUGUGCAUCAAAUAGGCUUUGAAAAACCUUUUAAAUAUGCUUAAAAUGGAAGGGUUCUUGAGGGUUGGGGUAUGGUUGAAUAGGUGAAGCACAGGGGUUUUCUUAGGUGGGUGAAAUUAUUCUGUAUGAUAUUGCAGGUAGAUACCUGACACUAUGUACUUGUCAAGACCUGUAGAAAUGUAUAGCACAAAGAGUACAUUUUUACACAAAAUAAAAGAAUCAUUUAGGAGAUCAGAGGAUACGAAGAUGGAAUGCAAAAUGUGACAAAACUAUUUAACUGGAUUAAAAACAUGUAAAACAACUUCACUGAAGUGGGGGAGGGGUGGGAGUUUUUGAUCUAAGCAACUUUGGAAAUGAGUGGAGUCUAUAAGACUAAAGACUAAAGAAACUGUGCCUAAGCACUAUACUCUAGUUGAUAAAGUAGCUUCUCAUGGAGUGUGGUUAACAAUUCCAGUACCACUAUACAUGUGUAUUGGAACUGAAUGAGUAAGUCAAUGGAUAGUGGAUGGUAACAGACAGGUUUCUCACUGUGGGAGUGGAAGGUUACAGACAGGCAAGGGGAGAAGGCUAGAAUGAUCCUUGUGAUAAUUUAUUAGAGUUGUAAUAUUAGUAUGAAAUCAAGUUUAGAUUGCACUCCAUCCAGGGCAACAAGAGCGGAACUCCGUCUCAAAAAAAAAAAGGUACCUCUCCCUCUCCCUCCCCC